Messenger RNA from Symbiodinium natans, 996 nucleotides. NCBI's taxonomy places the organism in Eukaryota, Dinophyceae, Suessiales, Symbiodiniaceae. The record is from the annotation of a GenBank genome assembly.
AUGAUAUCCAUCAGCACACAUAGCGCGAAAGGUGGUCAUCGGGGCCCUGGGCUCUACCAGGUUGACCCCUUUGUGACCUCCCUGCACAACAUUCGCGCAGCACCCAGCGUCUUCUCCCCGAUCGUGGGCACACUGGAGGCGUAUGAUGUGAUCGAAGUCGCUCAGACCAUCCAACUUUGUGGCCAGGAUGGCUGCCCUGAGUUCUGGGCGCAGCUGCUGCGGAAAACCGCCGGGCCAGCUCCGUGGAUCCUGAUGGCAGAUGCCGACUGCGAGUAUCUGGUGAAGCUCCUGCGGUCUGGGGAGGCGCUGAAGAAACCCGAGGACUGGGUGCCGCCGCUGCCCGAUGAGACCCCUUAUGGUGAAGCGACCCAGUCUGUGAACUUCUACUUGGCUGCGGCACUAGGCGACGAAACGUCCGAUCUGCCUGACAUGAUCACGGCCCUGGCGGACCACGAAUGUCGCCUUGGCCGCGAGGCUGCUGCAUUGGCCAUUCUCGAGGAAGAAGCAAAUUCUCUCAGAGAGGAGGCCCGGGCCUACGAGCGCGAGCUGGAGCGGCGCCGCGGAGACCGUGCAGCCACGCAGCGGCGCUUCCAGCGCCUGAAGCAGCGCGAGGCCUGGAACAUCGCAAAUGCGCAGAUCGAGCUGCAGCUCGUGCAAGUCGAAGACAUGCUGGACGAUGCCAUGGACAAUGCAGAGGCUGCUUGUGCUUCACAGCUGGCACUGCAGCGUGCCCGAGAGCGCGAGGAAGCGGAGCGCGAGAGUGAGGCACAACGCCGACGCCGGAAGAAGGCGAUCAGCCGCUUGGGUGCCCAAUUGGCGGCGAGUGUUGGGGAGGAUGCAGAGGUCAAGAAGCUGGAGGUGUCUUCCGUGGGCAGUGACAGCAAACUCUUGGAGGCAAUGGCGGGUCUGGAGACACUGGUGGGCCGCCGCUACCUGCAGGGCGGGGCGGCUUUGACCAGCCUGGAGGCUUUCGUGAAGAUUAUGAGGAAGCUUUGA